AUGUCUGCCUCUACCCCUCGCACCUCGCUGCGACGUAAGACUACCAUCUCUCAACCGACAGGUGUGGUACCUAUGCUGACGCCACCCACAGAGGGCUUACGCCAUGCUCCAAAAGUCAACCAACCCUUCAUCCCCGAUACAACCCCUGCCCGUCGAUCACACAUCCAUCAUGGACUCACCUCACCACAACCACCAGCUAGCCCCCAUCAUGUAAACGUCAAUCCGGCGGCCAAUCCCCAAAGCGCGCAGUUCACGGUCGAUAGCUGGGAAGGGAAAGACAAUCGACAGGUUCCCAUGUCGACGAGGGAAGUCCCAACCCCAGGGAACCGACCGACCAUAUUUUCCCAUCUGCGUGACCCUUCGAAAAUGCCCCGGCAAUUGGAUUAUUACGACCCUUAUUUCCCACUGAGAUAUCUCGAGGUUCCAAGGACGGAUCACAUCUACAAACGUGCCCACUACGGUCUGCAGUCAGGUAUUCCGGACGAAGUCGACUUUGCGCUGUACCACCUGGUACAAAUUUCAAAUCAACGAUGGGAUAAAUUCAAAUUCGAAGGAUUUCCCUUGCUUGCGGAAACUUUGAUGCAGAAAGCACUUGACAUCACACAACUCUGCACGGGGGUGAAGUGGGAAUUCCAGUAUGAUCCUCGGAAGCCGACUGACCGUGUCAACGUGCUCAAUUCGUUACAUGGCACCCGGGAUAUCCUGGACAAAAUUAGCAAAAUCCCAGUGAACCUCCCGGACGACAGCCUUGAGACUUACGACUUCAAUCAUCGACUGAGAAACAUCAAAGAGGCCACGUUAGUGUUGCGAAACAUGGUGCUCCUGAAGGAGAACGCGUUUUAUGUGUCGCGUUAUGCAAAUGGUCUACUACGGGACUUUUUGGUUAUUUUGAUCAAUGCUCCCAAUCAGCCUCGACUGAAUGAAAUCAAAAAUGAUGCACUAGAUAUCGCCGAGGAGGUUACCAAGUUCUUGCGAACUGAUCCUGAAGAUCCAUUGUGGAUUUCUUUGGUGAAUUGCCUUGACUCCCCAGACCGCGCCCAUGUCGUGCGGUCCCUGUGGGCCUUGACACAUUUCGGCACUGAGCUAGACGAUGCGGAUGCAAACCGGGCCAUGGAGACCCUGACCAAACCGACUCUCCAGCAGAUGUAUUAUCACACGCUUCUUGACCUCGACAAGGAUAUUCUGAGUGGUGCAUUGGACUUCUGGUAUCAAUACACGCUCAGUCAUGACAAUAUCGAGACAUUGAUGGAUGUCCUCAAUUUCCCAAUCGUCUUUGUUCCUCGCAUGGUCGCACUUCUCACCUAUGAAGCACGGCCUACCAAAAAGGAAACCGUUCUUCAGGAAGAGAAGGUCGCACCUCCACCCACUGACAUCCCUCGUGUAUCCCCCGAGCUUCUGGAAAAGCUCAUGGAACUCUCCGAGCCGGAACGAAGCUCCCAAUGGCUACGUUGCUGCUUCAUUGAGGAUGCAGAAUGCGAGAUCACACAGAUCGCUUUAUGGCAAGCCUACCAAAGCCGGUUUGCAGAUCCCCGUGUCAUCAAUGGCCCUGGCACUGCCACCAAAUUCAUUAUCAAGGGCAUUCGACCUUUAGAAACCGCCCACACAUUUGAAGGCUUCCCUUACUCCUACUGCAGAUGGGCGGACAAUUCAAAGCCUUCAAAGAUGUGCCAGCGUGCAUUCACAUCUCCGACAGAUCUCCGGAACCACGUUUUCGGCGACCACAUGAACCUGGAACCCACAGACACUCCCGGCCAGUAUAAGCUUGAUCCCGCAGAGUCUCCCAUCCACACGUGUCAAUGGGACCACUGUGUACGGUUCCGAGCCUCUGGGCCCAGCGCCAACACAUCCAUGGUCGCUGGCCACGUUUCGUCCCAUUUGCCCGAAGAUCGCCCUGCAGGCGCACAGCCCGCGAGCGCCAAACGUGCGGUUCUCCAAGAGCGCAUCGUCCGCAAAUGGUACUAUAUGGAUACUCCGAUCAAUGAAAAGGGCGAGCCAUUCGGCGUGGCCUAUAAAGCUGCAUUGGUGCUGCGCAACAUCGCCCGAGGCCUGCCGAAUCGGACCACGUCUAAAUACGGUGGACUUCCCUGGAAGAAGGCGUGCUUCACGAGCCAGCGCCCCAAGAUCGUCGAAGUCUGGGACCGAAAUCGUGCGCUGCGCAAGGAGCUUACCGAGUUAAUCAUGGUGAUCGAGAAAGAGGUAGACUAUUAA
This is a messenger RNA of Penicillium mononematosum, 2208 nucleotides long. Its product is annotated as putative chromatin remodeling complex subunit (Rsc9). Gene Ontology annotation, molecular function: DNA binding. NCBI's taxonomy places the organism in Eukaryota, Fungi, Ascomycota, Eurotiomycetes, Eurotiales, Aspergillaceae. Gene Ontology annotation, biological process: regulation of DNA-templated transcription. The record is from RefSeq and is a predicted model, not a curated record. The transcript is spliced from 3 exons. The coding region runs from base 1 to 2208 and encodes 735 amino acids.